UCAGCCGCAAAUCGCCAAAUCUAGUUCUCUUCCUCCCCUCCUCUUCCUCCCACCGCCAGGUCCCGAAUCCCCUUCCUCCCCCACCACCGGCCACGGAUUCACCUCCUCCACCUCCACCGCAACUUCCCUCCCUCUUCCACCUCCACCGCAGAGCACAAAUCCCCUUCCGCCCCUUCCCCAUCCUCUCCCACUACUGGCCAGGACCCUCUCCCCUACCUACCAUCUGCCUACCCAAACCCUAGAAUAUUGGGCCGCCGCCACCAGACCGCGGCACUGCCGAGCACGACUCCUGUUGCUCCUCCGCCUCCACCCCCGGUCACUACCCCACCCCAACUACCGGUCAAUAUCCCCUCCCCCUCCGCUCCACCAAACCGUAACAAGUCGUCGCCGGCACCACACAACGCUGCUUCAAGGACCUCUCUAGCACCACACGGAUGGGGAAGAAGACUGCAGCAAAGAGACCCCGAGGACGCACCAGUGAACCACCGGUGAAUCCUUUGGAAGAGUUGCGCAUCAAAACAUGCAUAAGGAACAAUUCAAUGUUACAAGCACUCGGAAUUCCUGCACUAUCAACAUUGUUUGCAGCUAAUACUGUCAUUUCACCUGAAAAAACACUCAAGCAUAGUAGAGAUGAUUCUGAAGCUGAGUACCAUCCUAAUGAGGACAAUACGAGUGAAGGAGAGUCAUCUGAUGAUAGUUUAGUAGAUGAAAUAGAAGGUCUGCAGUCCACACCUGCUGCUAGCUCAAACUCUAAGGGCUAUAAGAAGACUAGUCAGAAAACUAGUAAGAAAAGAUCUCCUGCCAUGCCUCCUGGUGGAGUCAAGCCUCGACCUCGUAAGGGAGUUCAUGCGGACCUCCCAACUAAUUCACGAGUCACAAGGUCGAAGAAAGCUAUAUUACAAGAUGUUGAAGGCACGUUCCUUACUGUUAUUAUCAUAACAUGUCCAUGUUUUUCACUACUGAAUUUCUAGCCUAGUCUAUUAGCUCUGAUUGCAUGAUGAGCAUACUCUCAUCGGGUGACUUUUUCUAAAAAGGUGAUGACCCUGCUCAUUGUGAUGAUGAAAAAUGGAUUUCCAAUGGAGCUGAUCUCAUUGCCCAUCAUGAUGAGAACAAUGAGAUGGCCAACGAAGCUGGUGGAAGUGCCCAACCAAACAACAACUCCGAAGGUCCAAAAUCUUAUGAGGAGCCAAGGGAAAGGGGCCCCAAUUUGGUAAAAGGCCUAGAAAGGAUCACUCGACGUCGGCAGGGUAAACUGCCGCUUGUCAUUCCAGAAGGAAAAUUAAGGCCGGAGUCACCUCUUCUUGCUGCAAAGUUUGCAACUGAAUGCAAUGUCAUAGUGGGACACCAUUUGCCUGUGUUUAAGCGAUGGAAGGAUUACAAGGAUGUACAUGGAAAUGUGCGAGAUGGGAUCUUCAGGAACUUUAUAGGCAAAGUUGGUAUGGAUGUAGCUGAUGUGUCAGUUAGGAAGGCUUGUACAGAAAUGUUGAAAAUCGCGACUCGCCAACAACGACACAGGCUCAAAAAAGAAUUUUUUGAUCCUCACCCACUCCAUCUGGUGACAAGAACUUCUCCUGUCCCCUCAAUGACUGAUGAGCAGUGGAAUGAGGUGGUGGAAAGCUGGAAGGAUCCCAAAAAGAUGGGGCUAUCUGAAAUUAACAAAAAUAAUCGAGCUCAAGUUAAGUUUCACCACACUACUGGGGCACACAGCUACGGAGUGCACAAUAAUAAUCUUGGAGACAAAUACAAAGAUAAAGAACCUGAUGCCUUGGAUUUGUUCAAGGAGUUCCACUAUAGCAAGAAAAAGAAAUGCUACAGUGAUCUUGUGCAAGCUGCAAUUACUGAGAUGGAAAACAAGACCUCUCAACCUACAGAAGAUGAUCCUCAAUCUAAGUCUGCAACCGAGGUUGUAGCUGAAGUGCUUGCUAAGCACACUAAGAAGCCAAGGUUUCUUCAACAUGUGGGGAUCCACCACGUCCAUGCGAGAUCUAGUUCUAGCAAUAGGGAAGCGGAAUUGGCUGCGGAGAAUAGGAAUCUUGAACUUCAGGAACGUGUGGACACCUUGACCAAGUUGCUGAAGGAAUCCGAAGAAGCAAGGAUUAGGCAAGCCGAGGACAACAUGAAGAGAGAUGAGGAGAACAGGAAGAAGCAAGCUGAGAUGGACAAAAAACUUGACUUUUUGCUAAGUCACAUGCAACCAAGAUCAGCUCAAGAGUAAGUUGCUUAGUCCAAACAAAAAAAUGGUGGAAGCAAUGUGAAUGUGAUAUAUUGCUGGAACCUACCUUCAAACUUUAUUUUGUGAGGCUUUUGUUAUGCAAACUGCACACUAGCGGAUGCAAACUUGCUGCAUUCUGCUGCUCCAGGGUUAGUGGAUGUGGAGAUGCACACUUAAUGUUA
Molecule: messenger RNA, 2394 nt
Organism: Hordeum vulgare subsp. vulgare (domesticated barley)
Lineage: Eukaryota; Viridiplantae; Streptophyta; Magnoliopsida; Poales; Poaceae
Exons: 8
Coding region: 1118-2215 (365 amino acids)
Source: RefSeq, a predicted model, not a curated record